Molecule: messenger RNA, 3044 nt
Organism: Tricharina praecox
Lineage: Eukaryota; Fungi; Ascomycota; Pezizomycetes; Pezizales; Pyronemataceae
Product: zinc finger protein
Exons: 3
Coding region: 328-2817 (829 amino acids)
Biological process (GO): protein ubiquitination; rescue of stalled cytosolic ribosome
Molecular function (GO): ubiquitin protein ligase activity; ribosome binding
Source: RefSeq, a predicted model, not a curated record
CAUACAAUUUCCAUCCGUACGAAGUGCCGUGUCUGUAAUCCAAAGUGAGGCUUAGGACGUUGGUAACGCAACUAUGAGUUCAUGCAGAUCGAUUGUGACACAGGGGCUGUCAAAUAUUUAAGGUAAGCUGAGAGUUAACCCCACCAACUUUCCACCAACUUUCCACCACCCUGCUCGCCCUUCCGAGGACACCACCACCAACUAUAAACCAACUCCCACACUACGUCCGCCUUGGAAUUUGCGAUUCAAUUCUCAUAAAGCACCUUCGCCUUAUACUCGAUAGCUUGUCCGAUAUACACCCAACCGCUCCAUCGGUUACAUUCAACAAUGGCGUCAGCGACUGCCGAGCAGACUCCGGCUCCGAACAACACAGGCGCACCCUCGGCGGGGAGAGGAGGAGGAGGGCGGAACCGAAGGGGAGGAGCCAGCGGAGGAGGCGGAGGAGACGGUGGUAGGGAAGAACGCCGUCCGAACAGAGGCCGCGGUAGAGGUGGCCGAGGUGGCGGCGAUGAACCUGCGGGGACCGGAGGACGCGGGGGUCCGCGGAAGCCAAGAGGAAUCGGAAGAGGUGGAGAUAUCAAUGCGAACGCACGGAAACCAGGGGACUCGAACGGACCUGCGCAGACAUUGCUAAGGGUUGCUCCGGGAGUGCCGCCAGCAGUUCAGGAUAGUGACGAUGCGGCCUCGGAGGGCACAGAGUCCGAAGUUUGUUUUAUCUGCGCGGACCCGGUCAGGUACAUCGCAGUGCCGCCUUGUAACCACCCGACCUGCCAUAUCUGCUCUCUUAGAAUGCGUGCCUUGUAUAAGAGCAAGACGUGCGCUCAUUGUCGGGUGGAAUCCGAAUAUGUCAUUUUUACCAAGGAGCACGAGAAACUCUUCGAAGAUUUCAAGGACUCAGAGACUAUCGCCGAAAACGCUGCACUGGGCAUCAAAUAUGACGACCAAGCGAUCUGUGACGAUGCCACCUUACUACUCCGUUAUAACUGUCCAGAGGAAACGUGUGACCGGGCAUGUCUGGGUUGGCCAGACCUCCAUGGUCACGUCAAGCGCGAGCAUAGCCGUGUCAUGUGUGAUCUUUGCACUCGCCACAAGAAGGUUUUCACCCACGAACACGAGCUUUUCACGGCUGCCGAGCUGCGACGCCACGAACGGCACGGGGACGACCAACCCGGCUCGGAAAGUCAGAGUGGUUUCAAGGGACAUCCCGAGUGCCAGUUCUGUAACCAGCGCUUUUACUCGGUAGACGAGCUGUUUGUACACUGUCGGGACAAGCACGAACGCUGCCACAUCUGUGAGCGCAGUCGUCCUGCUGACCAGCAACCGCAGUACUACUUCAAUUACGACACCCUGGAAUUGCACUUUAAAAAGGCACAUUACGUCUGCCCCGAAAGCGAGUGUCUUGAGAAGAAGUUUGUGGUGUUUGAACAUGAGAUUGAUCUCAAAGCUCACCAGCUUGAGAAACAUCCCAACGGGCUUAGCAAGACUGCAAUGCGAGAUGCCAGACGCAUCGAUAUGAGUAACUUCCAGGACGCGCGGUCAGUGCAGCCCCAGAACGACGGCCGACGGCGCGGUCGCGGAGGAAGAGGAGGUGACAGCGGCGGCGGCAGAGGACGUCACGAGUUAGAGGAUCCUCCAAUCAGGACAGUGCAGCACAUGAGCCGGGCAGAAAUCGCGUUUCACCGCACUCAACAGCUUGCUAUCCAGAGCGCACAGUCAACUACGCCCCGGACCUUUGGAGGACAGCUGUCAGAGCCCGCAUUUGCGGCCCGACCAGCGCCACAGCCCGCCAGACCUCCACAGACGCAGAGCGUAGAAGUGCCACAGUCACAGUCACAACAGCCCAGGCAUGUACCAGGGAGCACACCGGCGCCACCACGCACUAUCACGCCACCCACAAGCAACGCCGCAUUCCCUCCGCUCGCCGCCGCCCGCCCUGCGAACCCGACACGAUCCGCACAGCCCGCACAGCCUACGCAGAACCCCGCUGAAACGCGAGCUCUUCGUCAUGCAUCGGUGAUCGACCGCGCGAGCAACAUGCUGCGCAACGAUGCCACAAAGAUGCAGCUAUUCCGCAACGACAUCAGUAAAUUCCGCACCGGCGCCAUCUCUGGCGAGAACCUGGUGGACAUGCUGUGGAGUCUAUUCGACGGUAGUGCUAAGGAGCUCAACACGCUCAUCAACGAAGUCGCAGAGCUCUACGAGGACGAGUCAAAGAGGAGGGAGUUCCUCAAAGCGUGGAACAACUGGAAGGCAAUCAACCAAGACUACCCUCCCAUCGCCGGUGCCUCCUCCCAAUCAGCCUCCACAUCCACGAAUGCCAAUCGCGUGCUAAAGCUCAAAUCCUCCACCGCGCGCUCCGGCCGCUCCGCUGCUGCCUCAGCCUGGGGCACCGCAGCUGUUGCUCCCACGCAGUCCGCAUCAUCCGCCUCCUCCGCCCUCCCCAAGCCCAUCGUCAACCCCAACCGCGUGGGCAAAGGCGCCGUCAGCGCCACACCAUGGGUGACAAAGCCCGCCGCGCCACCCCCACCUACGACCACCACCUACGCCUCCUCGUCAUCCUCCUCCUCCGCCGCAGCGACCAGGCGCCCAGUGGGCCGAGACGAGUUCCCGAGCCUGCCGCCGAAGAAGCAGCCGGCGGGAUGGACUCCGAUCCCUAGCAGGAACCGCUGGGACGCGCCUGCAGCGACUGGUAAUGCGUGGGUGCCUGGGAGUGCCGAGGCUGCUGCACAGGACGAGGCAGACAACUUGGGCGAGAACGGCGGCGGAAAGAAGAAGAAGGGGAAGCAAAAGCAGUUGCUGUUUCAUGUUGGGUUGUAAUGAAACCGUGAACGGAACGGAGAGGGAGAGAGAUGAAUGGAAAUGGAAAUGCGUAGCGUGUGGGAUGAAAGGCGUAUAAUCUAUUUGUUACUUGCGAUAACUAGAGGGCGGGCUUCGGGCUUCUGUGCCAGGACAUACCUACCGCUGUUUUGGCUUGUGCGGUACAUUGGUUAGAAUAGUAUUGUACAGAGCAUAGUGUCUGCGAGGUCUUAACGGAGUCUGUUCAG